CUUUAAAAGACCUACGUUACAAAGUUCGAAUGAAGUUUCUAAGUUAAAUGGUUCAUGCUGAAUUGCGCACAGAAAAAGCAGUCAGUGGAAGAAUAAUAAGAAGCCUAGGAAGAACAGUACAGUGCAUUUUCAUGCACUGUAAUAAAGCAUGUUAACCUAUUUCAUUUAAUUCACUGCUGUGCACCUUGUGUGAUAUCACUCAAGUCUUGCUUUAGUUAAUUAGCAAGUUACUACCAGAAGCCAAAAAUCUGACUCUCUCACUAGCUCAAAAAUGCCGUCAUGUAGGCUACUUUCUAAAUAUUCAACAUAAUCGGAAGCAGCUGCAAUUGUAACAGGACAUUUUGAAAGAGACCUGCUGCGUAUUCUUUGAUAAGCAGCGUCAUGAACCGCACUCAAAUACGGGCCAAGAUGGAUGAUCUGACCAAAGCUCUGUCUGUUAGUUUUACUGUAUCCCAAGACCACAACAAUAUAUCAGCACCCCAUCCACGGCUGUGUCAAUAUAAAAGUAAAUACAGUGUACUGGAGCAGGGAGAACGCCGACGGAGAUUCUUGGAUUUUCAGAAAACGAAAAGGCUGAACUAUGUCAACCAUGCCCGACAUUUGGCAGAUGGGGACUGGACUGGAGCAGACAGUGAAGAGGAGGAGACUGCAGAGAUGGACAUGAAACCACAGGGGUCUCAGGAGGAUGCCGAAGAUCAGAACAUGGAGAUCCAGAGGAUAAAAAAGUUGCCCAAGCAUUACGCUAACCAGCUGAUGUUAUCAGAAUGGUUAGUAGAAGUGCCUGCAGAACUGGACUCAGACUGGUUGUUGGUGGUCUGUCCAGUCGGAAAGCGAUCUCUUGUCAUUGCCUCCAAGGGAUCGACAGCUGCUUAUACAAAGAGUGGCUACUGUGUCAACCGCUUCGCCUCUGUACUUCCAGGUGGAAACAAACAUAAUUCAGCAGUAGGAAAAGAUUAUACCAUCCUUGACUGCAUUUUCAGUGAAGUUGACAGGACCUACUACAUCCUGGAUGUAAUGUGUUGGAGAGGUCACCCAGUGUAUGACUGUUCAACAGAAUUCAGGUUUUUCUGGCUUCAGUCAAAGAUGGAGGAAGAAGGGGGCCUGUUGGAAAUUACCAAGCAAAAUGCUUUUCGGUUUGUGAACCUUCAGAGCACUGCGUGCACAAAAGAAUCCAUUGAGCAAGCACUUGUCAAAAAGUACACCUUCAAUGUAGAUGGCUUCCUCUUCUACCACCGGCACACUCAUUAUACUCCUGGCAGCACCCCUUUAGUGGGUUGGUUAAGACCCUACAUGAUAGGUGAUAUUAUUGGCAUGGAGGUACCUCAGUGUCCCCUGACAUGUAAGCCAGAGUAUGCACAGCACCAGCUUCAGCAAAUACUUAAGCAGAAGACAAUAUACAGUGAUGUCCAUCCAGCUGAGCAGAAUGGCCGGUAUGAGCUAGAACAUCUCUCUACACCUGAUGUUAAAGAAACACACUCCCUCCAAAACGAGAGAAGCACACAUGGGCAUCUGAACACAAACAGAACUCCUGCAGAUUAGAACCAUUAAGCACUGCAUGGUAACUUGAGGUAAAGAGAAGGUUCAGAAAUGUGGAUGGUGCUUAGCAAAUUAAGGCUUGCCUCAGAGUAGAGGUUUGUAGAGGUGACUUAAGCGGGAUAUUUAUCCUCACAAAUGACCCAUGGUAAUGAUAUAAUUGUGUUGUUAGCCAACAUUUUAGUCUUCAUACUUUAAUUAUAGGGACCACUGUUUUAUCUGAAUGUGAAGUUUUAACUGGGCACCAUUUUUUUUUUUUUAAAUAUUGGUUCCUUACAUUUUAAUCUUUCAUUUCAUGUUGUGCUAAGGUUUAAUGUGUUUGCAUCCAACUGAUACUCACCAGUAUUGGCUGGAAAUGUGAAUUGAUUUUAAUAUUCUAAUUCAUGUGUGUUGUGUUCAUAUGGAAAUAAAAUGUCAGUAACCAGACAAAUGUACAUGGAA
This is a messenger RNA of Alosa alosa (allis shad), 1974 nucleotides long. It is a transcript of the gene snupn, whose product is annotated as snurportin 1. The coding region runs from base 382 to 1539 and encodes 385 amino acids. Lineage: Eukaryota; Metazoa; Chordata; Actinopteri; Clupeiformes; Clupeidae. Gene Ontology annotation, cellular component: nucleus; cytoplasm. Gene Ontology annotation, biological process: snRNA import into nucleus; protein import into nucleus. Gene Ontology annotation, molecular function: nuclear import signal receptor activity; protein binding. The record is from RefSeq and is a predicted model, not a curated record. The transcript is spliced from 9 exons.